Salarias fasciatus (jewelled blenny) is the source of this 1786-nucleotide messenger RNA. It is a transcript of the gene asb15b, whose product is annotated as ankyrin repeat and SOCS box containing 15b. NCBI's taxonomy places the organism in Eukaryota, Metazoa, Chordata, Actinopteri, Blenniiformes, Blenniidae. The record is from RefSeq and is a predicted model, not a curated record. Gene Ontology annotation, cellular component: cytoplasm. Gene Ontology annotation, molecular function: protein binding. The coding region runs from base 1 to 1770 and encodes 589 amino acids. The transcript has 13 exons. Gene Ontology annotation, biological process: intracellular signal transduction.
AUGGAUGACCUUGACCAGGAGGGCAUAAAUGAAGAAUUGAUGGAGUUCGCCAUCCGGGAGAGCUUUCAGGAUGCCUACAAGCUGCCAUGUUUACUCCAAUCAAACAGGAAAGAGUCAAACAGUGAAGACUUUAUGAGGCUAAUGUCAGCCAUUUAUCAAGGUGAUGUGGAAGCGCUGCGGGAGCUGUCAGGUUGCGUGUCAGCGUUGACAGAGAGUGACAGCAGGGGCUGGAUGCCUCUGCACGCCGCGGCCGUACAGCCACAGCCAGAGGUCCUGCGUGUGGUGCUGCAGGCGGUGACGGCGUCCACAGAUCUGACGCUGGAGGAGCAGACGCAGGACGGGGACACGGCUCUGAUCCUGGCGGUGGAGGCCGCCCGGGUGGAGAACGUCGGGCUGCUGCUGCAACACGGAGCCUCGCCGCACAACACCAACAGCAGGAACGAGUCCCCUCUGCUCCUCGCGGUGAGACAGAGCUCCUAUGACAUGGCGUUAUCCCUCAUCAUGGGCGGGGCCUUCGUGGAGCAGGUGUGUCUCACUAAGUGGACGGCCACUCACGAAGCUGCGAAGGUGGGCUGUCCGGCCAUUCUCAUGCUGCUGCUCCGACAUGGAGCCAAAGUCACGGCCCGAGAUGGUCACGGGGUCACGCCCCUGGGGGUCGCGGCCGAAUACGGAAAAACGGACGCUUUGGACAUACUCAUACAACACGGUGGUGAUGUGAACGCCCAGGCCAGUAAUGGAGACACAGUCUUGUAUGACGCGUCGGGGUCUGGAAACCUGGACUGCAUCAUGCUGCUCCUGCAGCAUGGAGCCAAUCCAAACGUGGCCAGCUACGCCUACCAGCUGCCCAUCCACCGGGCCGCGUACGAGGGACACAUCCUCGCGCUGAGGACUCUCAUCCCCAUCACCACCAAGAGAGCCAUCCGCCUCUCGGGUCAGAACCCCGUCCACUCGGCGGCGGACGGGGGACAGGUCGACUGUCUGCGGCUCCUCAUCCAGAGAGGCUUUGAUGUCAACGCGCUGCUCGGGACGCACGUCUCCGAGAACUACGGGGACAUGAGGAAGAGCCCUCUGUUCUUCGCUGUUUCGAACGGUGAUGUGACCUGUUCGGAGACUUUGCUCGCAGCGGGAGCGAAGCCUGAUCUGGACCCGCUGCGAUGCAUUCUGGUGGCCGUACGUGCUGAGAGGUAUGAGCUGGUGAGGCUGCUGCUGUCCUACGGAGCAGAGGUGAACUGUUACUUCAGAGUGAUCAGCGACACGGUGUUCCCCACGGCGCUGCAGUACUGCCUCAGAGACCAAGUCAUGCUGCGACUGCUGCUCAACAGCGGAUAUCACGCUCACAAGUGUUUUCAGUGCUGCCAUAGUGAAAGUGAAGAUCUGGACAGUACCUGGACUGACCUCCACAACCAGGCUUACCAGAUUUACGCUCAACCGGAUGUCAUUUCAUUCUGUGAGUUUGUGUCCGUGUCGUGGCUGACACAUGUGGUGGGCAGCGUGGUGAGGAUGCUCCUGGACUAUGUCAACCACGUCAGCAUCUGUUCCAACCUCAGACGCAUUCUGGAGAGGAGACCGGAGUGGGGUGACAUUUCUGACAUACUGAGCCAGCCUCGCUCUCUGCAGCACCUGUGCCGGCUGGUGAUCAGAGGUCAGAUGAGCCUCAGGAUCCUGAACGACCCCGAAGCCAUGGCUGCUGCUCCUUUUCCCCCCAGACUCACCAACUACCUGAGCUACAGAGAGUACGACCUGUACGCCAAACUUUCAUCAUGUCCAUAGCUACCCGUGACAGAAA